UGGAUUUGAUCGAGGUGCUCUGGAAACAAGACGUGGAUCUCGGAUUCACGUUGGCAGAACCGACGACGACUACAAAAAAGUCGUCCACGUUGGAAAAGGAAACCGACGAUGAGAUCGAAAAAUUGAAAGCUCUGGAAGCUAUCAACGCAAACAACGAAAAGAAAGAUGCAAAAGAAUAUGAAGAACCACAGGAUGAUCCUUGGGCAGGUCUUCCCUAUACCGUUGAUCUCGAAACUGGUGAAUAUAUUCUUAGUUCUGGGAAUCAAGGAGGGAGCGGAAGCGACGCUACCGAGGAAGACGAUCAUCUGCUCCGAGACGCGUCGCUGGGCUUAGACAAUCACCCGUUGGACGGAUUAACCAAUGAUUCUUUGGGAUUAACCGAUACUUUAGAGCUCGAGAAUGAUUUUCCCUCGGACCUACUCGGAGGUGGUCUCUUAGGAAGCGCGAGCGUCGACGGCCUCCUCAACAACGAUACGCUCGGCCUGCCCGACGGAUUCAAUCUCGAGGAGGCACUACAGCUCGUUGGCCUCGAUGAGGCUCAGCCAGAGGAAGCGAAAUCGGAAGUGAAGAAGAAGACAGAGGACAACGUGAGAGAAUCCGCGAGCGCAAAGGACGAAGCGGCGAUUACCAGCUCGAGCAGUGUCGUCGAGGUCGCGAAGUCAUCCAAGUGCGAGGAUCCCGAGACCGGCGACAUGAUUCACACGCCGCAGUUUCAUCAUCCCCAUCAUCCGCAUCACCGUUCCUUCCAGGGUCGCAUGCCAUUCAUGCGCGCAAUGAGUAUGGAACAACGAUGGCAAGAUCUAGCGUCCCUCCUUUCGCUACCUGGUGCACCGGAUCACUUCGCGCAUCCUGCACAUCCUGGAUACCCAGGACACGGUAUAAGUCACAGUCAUUACGAGGCGCAGCGUAACGUAUUGCUCCACAAUGCAACUCUCGCACCGCCGGUGGGCGAUCUUAAUUCGACGAGCCCAUAUCACAAUGUGGCCGUGGCAACUUCAAUGAAUUUAACGAACAGUACGGAGCCGAUGGGUGCGGAAAGCGCAGCGGCUUAUAAAUCUGAACCGGCAGAUAUGAUGUACUACCACACGCCAACUUCCGAUUCGAUCAAUCAAACUACCGAUGGCUUUCUCUCGUCCCUCCUCAACGAUGAGGAUUUACAUCUGAUGGACAUGGCCAUGAACGACGGCAUGUACACCAUGCGAAUGCUUGACAAUGGGAAUAACAAUGCUUCGGGUCCAACGGGUGCAGCGGCUUUGCCGGGAGUCCAAACCGCCGGUGGUACGACCUCUUCGGCGGCGGGUGUUACGACCCUUCCGGGUGUGACAGACGAAAGGAUGGAUGCGUCCAGCGAUAGUGCUGUCAGCAGCAUGGGUAGCGAACGCGUACCAUCCCUCUCGGAUGGUGAAUGGAUGGAGACUGGAUCUAACUCUAGCCACACGCAAGCCGAUUCUCAUUAUACCAUGGAUUACGCCAGCAAAUAUCGCAUGUCGUAUGACUGCAGUUACUCGGUUUCCGGGAGAAACGCCGGUUCCCCGAGAUGUCAGACGGAACGCAGCAUGCCACCGGUUGCCCAGAAAAAACAUCAAAUGUUCGCCAAGCGAUAUUUUCAAGAACAAGGAACAGGUUCGCCUCUCGGAGCUACGGCACAUCCAACUACCCCGAUGAAGUAUGAAUACGACUCGCAUACAGUUGGCGCCGGUGCACCGGGAAAUGCUUACUCCGGCCCGAUCGAAGGUGCUGCUGGUCCUCAACCAGAAAUGAAAUAUAGCUGUAGUGUAGAUUUCAAUCGUCAUCAAUCAGGACGUUCUGCUAUAGAACACGUUCAUCAUAAUCAUACUUAUCACUUACCUGCUGAAAGCUCAGGCUCGCUUCAACGUCCAAUUUCUCGCGACAAAAAAGUGCGUAAAAGCGAGGGCGAGGAGCAUCUGACCAGAGACGAAAAGAGAGCAAGGGCGUUGAAUGUACCGAUACCAGUGAAUGAUAUUAUCAAUCUCCCUAUGGACGAAUUUAACGAACGUCUUAGUAAAUACGAUCUCAGCGAGGCUCAAUUGUCGUUGAUACGCGACAUCAGGAGACGGGGUAAAAACAAAGUUGCUGCGCAGAAUUGCCGUAAACGUAAGCUGGAUCAGAUUCUCAGUCUUGCCGACGAAGUGAAAGAGAUGAGGGAUCGCAAGAUGAGGCUUAUUCGCGAACGCGAGUUCAUGCUUGUCGAGAGGCAACGCGUCAAGGACAAAUUCAGUCAGCUUUAUCGUCACGUGUUUCAAUCGUUGCGGGACCCAGAUGGCAAUCAAUACCACCCGUAUGAAUACAGCCUGCAACAAUCAGCCGAUGGGAAUGUGCUGUUAGUGCCGAGGAAUCAGACGAAUCCCCAUCACCCACGCUCGACUACGAUGGAACCAAAAACAAAGCCUGACUCCGAGCACAAAGAGUGAAAUUCGGGAGAGAUCGCGUUUCGACGUUCGAUACGUUCGAUAAGGGAAACUAUAUUUUCUUGAGGCGGUGUAUGCAGAUUCGUGCGGCAGGCGAACGUGUUGCGCGGACGCAAAACCGCACGAGAAUUUCACAGCAUGUUCAAUUAAGAAAUAUUUCAAAAGUGUUUACAAUACUCGCAUUGAGUUAUGUCUUUCUUUGAGAAGUAAUCACCAAACGUAGAAACACUGAUUGUACAUAUAGUUAAUUGACGUAAGCGGAUUGAUAAUCUAUGCAAAUAGAGAGAGGUAGGCAAAGCUAAGGAUUCGUGUUACUCAAAAGGAAAUAUUUUUAUUCUGAUCAAUCGUGAGUGCAUGAAGCUACGAGAUGUUUUACUUAUUUCGUAUUCAAAUUCGUGGGGACACUACAGUAAUUUUUGUCGUACUAUUUUUUUUCCUUCGAUAUAUAAAGAUUACAACUUUAAUUUCAAAUACGUACAGAUAUAUGUCAUGUAUAUAUGCGUUUUUUUAUCCGCCGUGAUUAUAUUAUAGCUACGUAUAUACAUAUAGAUAUGGAUUGAAUAUACUUAAACAUUUAAUGAAGGAAAUUGAAAUACGUUACGGUCCAACUAUAGUUGAUGUAUAAGUCAAUUAAUUUGUAGUUGCAUCGUGCAACAGUUGAAUUGAAGCGUAACAUCGAAAUUAUGUGAUCUUGCCAAAACUUACGUAUUUCGCAUAGAGAUAAAUACGUUUUGAAUAUGUUAUACAGAAUUCAAUGCUGGUAAGACAAACUGUAUCCGAAUAAAUAAUACCAGUAAAUUAAAACGGUUGUGUAGCUCCUGCUUUACCAUUAAUAUAAAUUUAUAAAACGAUCGCAACUUCCUCGAUGUUAAUAAAACAUCAGAAGAUGUCGAGAUGCAGAAUAAAAGAUUGCGUUCAAAUUGGAAAUUAUAUGAAAGCAAAGAGUAUAUCUCAGAGACAUCGAAUAAUGUAUAUUGUUGGGGUUCUGUACAGAGAAAAUUGUUCCAAAAGAAUAUGAAAUUUCAGUCCGUUCCGAACGAAAUAUAUUAAAUAAAUUGUAAUAUAAAAUGAUAAAGAUAUCUAGUUAUUAAUGUGAGUACAUGAAUACUUUAUGCGCAACGUGUUGUAUCGCUAUAAUAAUUGAUAAUAGUAUUGAUUGAAAUAUGAACAAAAAAAACACAUAAUAAAUACACAUAUUUUUAUAAAAUAAGGGACGAAUAAAAUUCAGGUAUUUCACAUA
This is a messenger RNA of Ceratina calcarata, 3669 nucleotides long. It is a transcript of the gene cnc, whose product is annotated as NFE2 like bZIP transcription factor cap-n-collar. NCBI's taxonomy places the organism in Eukaryota, Metazoa, Arthropoda, Insecta, Hymenoptera, Apidae. Gene Ontology annotation, cellular component: nucleus. The record is from RefSeq and is a predicted model, not a curated record. The transcript is spliced from 12 exons. The coding region runs from base 693 to 2432 and encodes 579 amino acids. Gene Ontology annotation, molecular function: RNA polymerase II cis-regulatory region sequence-specific DNA binding; DNA-binding transcription factor activity, RNA polymerase II-specific. Gene Ontology annotation, biological process: regulation of transcription by RNA polymerase II.